GUCAUUCUGCUCCAAGGAACAUUAACUUAGGAACUAUUCUACUAUUUAUUCAAACAAAACCAAAUCAAAUGUUUGCAGCUAGCAAGGUGUUGCUCUGUGGGUUAAUAAUGCUUUUUUCAGUUUCCAAGGUCGAAGCGCAGAAUUCAUCAGCUCUUGAGAUACUCAAUAGUUUGAUCCAGCAACUAGUUCAAUUGAUUCAGAACCUAAUAAAUGAGUUAAGUCCUACAACAACAGCUGCCCCUGUAACCACUUUACCUAGUCGCUCGACUAUAAGUACAGCUACGCAGCCUAGCACUGGGACUAGUAGUCAGACUACCAUAACUAUGACAACUGCUACACCUUCCAGCAGCGGCCUUACAACUGCCACCAGUAGCAGCAAAUCCACUGGAAGCACUGAUAGCCCAAUAUUAUCAGCUAAUGUGGGGACAACAGUCAGUCACCAAUCAACAGCUACCAGCAGCAUUGCAGUCUCUUCAACUAUUGGGACUGACACUAAUAGCCAAUCUCUUUUGUCCAGCACAGAGACAUCUUCAAACACUAGGGGCAGCAGUCAAUCACCUUCAGCAAGUUACACUUUGAGCUCUCCCAUGUCAGAUACCAGCAGUCAAUCACCAUCAGCCAACACAGGGACAUCAUCCAAUACUGCUACCAACAACCAAUCAGAAUCCACCAUUAACACUCUAAGCUCUUCUGGUACAGAGACCAGCAGUCAAUCACCAUCAGCCAACACAGGGACAUCUUCCAAUACUGCUACCAACAGCCAAUCAUCAUCAGUGAACACAGAGACAUCAUUCAAUACUGCUACUAACAGCCAAUCAGAAUCCACUACUAACAUUCUAAGCUCUUCUGGUACUGGUAGAGAGACCAGCAGUCAAUUACCAUCAGUUAACACAGGGACAUCAUCCAGUACUGCUACCAGGAGCCAAUCAGAAUCCACUAUAAACACUCUAAUCUCUUCUGAUACAGAGACCAGCAGUCAAUCACCAUCAGUCAACACAGGGACAUCGUCCAAUACUGCUACUAACAACCAAUCAGAAUCCACCAUUAACACUCUAACCUCUCCUGGUACAGAGACCAGCAGUCAACCAUCAUCAGCCAGCACAGGAACAUCAUCCAAUACUGCUACCAACAGCCAAUCAGAAUCCACUACUAACAUUCUAAGCUCUUCUGGUACAGAGACCAGCAGUCAAUCACCAUCAGCCAACACAGGGACAUCAUCCAAUACUGCUACCAACAACCAAUCAGAAUCCACCAUUAACACUCUAACCUCUCCUGGUACAGAGACCAGCAGUCAACCAUCAUCAGCCAGCACAGGAACAUCAUCCAAUACUGCUACCAACAGCCAAUCAGAAUCCACUACUAACAUUCUAAGCUCUUCUGGUACAGAGACCAGCAGUCAAUCACCAUCAGCCAACACAGGGACAUCGUCCAAUACUGCUACCAGGAGCCAAUCAGAAUCCACUAUGAACACUCUAACCUCUUCUGGUACAGAGACCAGCAGUCAAUCACCAUCAGUCAACACAGGGACAUCUUCCAAUACUGCUACCAACAGUCAAUCAGAAUCCAUUACUAACACUCUAACCUCUACUGGUACAGAGACCAGCAGUCAACCAUCAUCAGCCAGCACAGGAACAUCAUCCAAUACUGCUACCAACAGCCAAUCAGAAUUCACUACUAACACUCUAACCUCUUCUGGUACUGAGACCAGCAUUCAAUCAACAUCAGCCAACACAGGGACAUCUUCCAAUACUGCUACCAACAGUCAAUCAGAAUCAAUUACUAACACUCUAACCUCUUCUGGUACAGAGACCAGCAGUCAAUCACAAUCAGUCAACACAGGGACAUCGUCCAAUACUGCUACUAAUCGCCAAUCAGAAUCCACCAUCAACACUCUAACUUCUUCUGGUACAGAGACCAGCAGUCAACCAUCAUCAACCAGCACAGGAACAUCAUCCAAUACUGCUACGAACAGCCAAUCAGGAUCCAGAUCCACUACUAACAUUCUAAGCUCUUCUGGUACAGAGACCAGCAGUCCAUCACCAUCAGCCAACACAGGGACAUCGUCCAAUACUGCUACUAAUCACCAAUCAGAAUCCACCAUAAACACUCUAACCUCUCCUGGUACAGAGACCAGCAGUCAAUCACCAUCAACCAACACAGGGACAUCUUCCAAUACUGCUACCAACAGUCAAUCAGAAUCCAUUACUAAUACUCUAACCUCUACUGGUACAGAGACCAGCAGUCAACCAUCAUCAGCCAGCACAGGAACAUCAUCCAAUACUGCUACCAACAGCCAAUCAGAAUUCACUACUAACACUCUAACCUCCUCUGGUACUGGUACAGAGACCAACAGUCAACCAUCAACAGCCAGCACAGGAACAUCAUCCAAUACUGCUACCAAGAGCCAAUCAGAAUCCACUACUAACACUCUAAGCUCUCCUGGUACAGAGACCAGCAUUCAAUCAACAUCAGCCAACACAGGGACAUCUUCCAAUACUGCUACCAACAGUCAAUCAGAAUCAAUUACUAACACUCUAACCUCUUCUGGUACAGAGAUCAGCAGUCAAUCACAAUCAGUCAACACAGGGACAUCGUCCAAUACUGCUACUAAUCGCCAUUCAGAAUCCACCAUCAACACUCUAACCUCUUCUGGUACAGAGACCAGCAGUCAACCAUCAUCAACCAGCACAGGAACAUCAUCCAAUACUGCUACCAACAGCCAAUCAGGAUCCACUACUAACAUUCUAAGCUCUUCUGGUACAGAGACCAGCAGUCAAUCACCAUCAGCCAACACAGGGACAUCGUCCAAUACUGCUACUAAUCACCAAUCAGAAUCCACCAUUAACACUCUAACCUCUCCUGGUACAGAGACCAGCAGUCAAUCACUAUCAACCAACACAGGGACAUCUUCCAAUACUGCUACCAACAGUCAAUCAGAAUCAAUUACUAACACUCUAACCUCUUCUGGUACAGAGACCAGCAGUCAACCAUCAUCAACCAGCACAGGAACAUCAUCCAAUACUGCUACCAACAGCCAAUCAGGAUCCACUACUAACAUUCUAAGCUCUUCUGGUACAGAGACCAGCAGUCAAUCACCAUCAGCCAACACAGGGACAUUGUCCAAUACUGCUACCAGGAGCCAAUCAGAAUCCACUAUGAACACUCUAACCUCUUCUGGUAUAGAGACCAGCAGUCAAUCACCAUCAGUCAACACAGGGACAUCGUCCAAUACUGCUACUAAUCACCAAUCAGAAUCCACCAUAAACACUCUAACCUCUCCUGGUGCAGAGACCAGCAGUCAAUCACCAUCAGCCAACACAGGGACAUCUUCCAAUACUGCUACCAACAGUCAAUCAGAAUCCAUUACUAACACUCUAACCUCUUCUGGUACAGAGACACGCAGUCAACCAUCAUCAGCCAGCACAGGAACAUCAUCCAAUACUGCUACCAACAGCCAAUCAGAAUUCACUACUAACACUCUAACCUCUUCUGGUACUGGUACAGAGAUCAGCAGUCAACCAUCAACAGCCAGCACAGGAACAUCAUCCAAUACUGCUACCAAGAGCCAAUCAGAAUCCACUACUAACACUCUAAGCUCUUCUGGUACAGAGACCAGCAGUCAAUCACCAUCAGUCAACACAGGAACAUCGUCCAAUACUGCUACCAACAGCCAAUCAGAAUCCACUAUUAACACUCUAACUGCUUCAAUAUCCACUGGCAACACUCCUAACCCAUUUAUUACUUUUACAGAUAGUCACACAUCAGUCAGUACUGUGACAUCUUCUAAUACUGGAACUAGUAGUCAACUAACAUCCAGUAAUAGUCAAUCACCAUCAAGCAACACAGGGACAACCGUAACUGCGGCAACCAAUACCCAAUCAACAUCCACAAGCAACAUUGUGAACCUUUCAAGUACUGCUAUCACCGGUCAACUUUCAUCAACCAACUCUGUAACAUCUUCCAGUACCACCUCCAAUACCAUAUCCGGAUUUCCAAAUGCCACAAGUUUAACCACUACAGUGACUAGUGUCAGUGUUGUGUCAUCAAAUACAAUAACCACUGCCACUAGUGCAACUACCGCUUCAUCAGGACAGACAGUAACUUCAUUUACAACAUCUUUGAGCAAACCAACAGGAACAAAUAAUACAAUGACCUCUACCACUGGUACAGGUAGCAUUUCAACUUCAAGCACAAAAGCCAGUGUUCAAACCACAAGCAAUGCACUGACCUCAUCAAGCACUGUGACCCAACAAGCACCAACAAGUGGAACUGAAAGUAUUACAAAUAAAACUACCACUAGUACAACUGUAACCUCUUCAACUACUGUGAGCUCGGCAAGCACUGUGCUUCCCAACUGGGCCAUAUUUCUCAUAGCUUUGGCGGUCAGCAUUGGUACACGGUCAUACUUAUUAGUACAACCUUCCUUUUUCAAGCAGCUCUGUUAUCAUAGAGACAUCGCCACUUGGUGUGGGGUCCCUGGGGGUACUUACCUGAAGCUGUCCAUUGCUGCUGCCAUGACCAUCCAAUGCAUCCUCUUUAGCUACUGGUGCUUCAUCUGCCAGGAGGCCACAUCAGAGUUGCAAUCUAGCACAAGAGUACUACAAUGA
This is a messenger RNA of Pelobates fuscus (common spadefoot toad), 4607 nucleotides long. RefSeq names its product serine-rich adhesin for platelets-like. The record is from RefSeq and is a predicted model, not a curated record. The transcript is spliced from 6 exons. Bases 69 to 4607 code for a protein of 1512 amino acids. Lineage: Eukaryota; Metazoa; Chordata; Amphibia; Anura; Pelobatidae.